Anopheles darlingi is the source of this 857-nucleotide messenger RNA. RefSeq lists its product as uncharacterized. The record is from RefSeq and is a predicted model, not a curated record. The transcript has 4 exons. The coding region runs from base 30 to 857 and encodes 275 amino acids. NCBI's taxonomy places the organism in Eukaryota, Metazoa, Arthropoda, Insecta, Diptera, Culicidae.
AAAGGCUAAUUUGAAUUCAGUUCAGCAAAAUGACGAACUUUUUAUCCCUCUUUCCUAAACGGUUUCCGAUCAUUGGAAUGAUCCACGUUGGUGCCCUACCAGGAACUCCUCUUUAUCGUGGCCAAUUUGAACAAAUUAUCCAACGUGUGCGAAGAGAGGCAGAAAUAUAUCUCCAGGGCGGCGUAGAUGGUGUACUGAUAGAGAACAUGCACGAUAUACCCUACAUUCGUCCAAGGGAUGGUUUAGGACCCGAAAUAACCGCUGCCAUGACACGGGUGGCCCUGACGGUGCGAGAGCUUGUACCGAGCAUUCCGAUCGGUGUACAGAUAUUGGCAGGAUGCAAUCGCGAAGCAUUGGCGGUAGCAAAAGCCGCGGGGAUCCAGUUUAUCCGGGCCGAGGGUUUCGUCUUCAGCCACGUUGCUGACGAGGGUUUUACAGAUGCCUGCGCUGGAGGUCUUCUACGCUACCGCAAGCAAAUCGAUGCAGAGCAAGUCUACAUACUAACGGAUAUCAAGAAAAAACACAGCUCACAUGCCAUUACUGAAGAUGUUUCGAUUGAGGAAACUGCACAUGCAGCCGAGUUUUUCCUUUCGGAUGGUUUAAUUAUCACUGGCACUGCCACUGGCGCCAGUGCUGAUCUCGCCGAGUUAGAAUGCCUUCAGGGAAAGACCAAACUGCCGCUCAUUCUGGGAUCCGGUGUAACGGUGAACAAUCUACCGACGUACUGGAAGCUGGGGCAUGGCGCAAUUGUUGGAUCACAUUUCAAGGCAAACGGCCACUGGAGCGGGGAUCUUUGUGCUAAACGGAUCAGAGCAUUUAUGGACAGUAUUGAGACACUGCGAAAACAGAGCUCCUGA